Messenger RNA from Neogale vison (American mink), 6414 nucleotides. RefSeq names its product DDB1 and CUL4 associated factor 17 (gene DCAF17). Gene Ontology annotation, biological process: protein ubiquitination. The transcript is spliced from 15 exons. The record is from RefSeq and is a predicted model, not a curated record. The coding region runs from base 378 to 1991 and encodes 537 amino acids. Gene Ontology annotation, cellular component: Cul4-RING E3 ubiquitin ligase complex. Lineage: Eukaryota; Metazoa; Chordata; Mammalia; Carnivora; Mustelidae.
GGAAUUGUAGUUCUGGGAAUUAGCCAGGCUUCCUCAAAGGGCUCUGGGAACUACACUUCUUGUUGAGCGAACGGCUCCCGCAGGCCGCGCGUUACGGGGGCGUCACACUGCCCGCACCCGGGUCCCGAGCUGCAGAGUGUUUGAGGGGCAGGUCGGAGGGGGGUGCCUUUUCCUUCACUCUGCGCUCAGGCCGUGCCGAUCCGUGUUAUCUCGCCCCUCUGCCGUGCGCUCCUGGCCCGGCUCCCGGUGUCAGCUUUUCCUGGGCCCCUCAAGGAGUUGGGGCCUGGAGGUUCGGAGUUAACGGCCGCUGCCUGGCGCGGGAGAGAGGGGCGCUCCCCUCUUCAGUCCAGCCAACCCCGCACCUGGCCCUUGCCUCCAUGGGCCCAACUCAGAAACCCAACGUGUGCCGCCAGCUGAGUCGCCGGGCUCUAGGCUUCUUCUCGCGGGACGCAGGCGUGGUGCAGAGGACGAACCUGGGCAUCCUGAGGGUGCUGGUGUGCCAGGAAAGUACUAAAUUUAAGAAUGUGUGGACAACUCAUUCCAAGUCACCUAUAGCCUAUGAGAGAGGAAGAAUAUAUUUUGACAAUUAUCGGUGCUGUGUCAGCAGUGUUGCCUCAGAGCCAAGAAAACUUUAUGAAAUGCCAAAAUGUUCCAAAUCAGAAAAAAUAGAGGAUGCAUUAUUAUGGGAAUGCCCGGUGGGGGAAAUACUUCCCAAUUCAUCAGAUUAUAAAUCUUCACUCAUAGCACUGACUGCUCAUAAUUGGCUAUUUCGCAUAUCAGCAACUACUGGGAAAGUACUUGAGAAAAUAUAUCUUGCUUCAUAUUGCAAAUUCAGAUACCUGAGCUGGGACACUCCUCAAGAAGUCAUUGCAGUCAAGUCAGCUCAAAACAAGGGCUCAGUAUUGGCCCGGCAGGCGGGCAUUCAACAGCCUGUUUUGCUGUACCUUGCAGUGUUCCAUGUUUUACCUUUUUCACUCAUAGGGAUUCUGGAGAUCAACAAGAAGAUUUUCGGGAACGUUACAGAUGCUACCUUGUCUCAUGGAAUACUGAUUGUGAUGUACAGCUCAGGACUGGUCAGACUCUAUAGCUUCCAGGCCAUCACUGAACAGUUCAUGCAACAGAAACUUGACUUAGGGUGUGCAUGCAGAUGGGGUGGGACUGCUGGAACUGUAGGAGAGGCUCCUUUUGGCAUUCCUUGUAAUAUUAAAAUCACAGAUGGUUCCUGGAUGCCAGAGAGGACGCAUACGCCAGACCACCAUCACACACCACCACUGCUCUUUGAGGUGUCCUCCCUGGAGAAUGCUUUUCAAAUUGGAGGCCAUCCUUGGCACUACAUCAUCACACCUAAUAAGAAGAAACAGAAAGGGGUUUUCCAUAUUUGUGCCCUGAAAGACAACUCCUUGGCAAAAAAUGGGAUCCAAGAAAUGGAAUGUUGUUCUCUAGAAUCUGACUGGAUCUAUUUUCAUCCUGAUGCUUCUGGUAGAAUAAUACAUGUCGGCCCAAAUCAGGUCAAAGUUCUAAAGCUAAAUGAAGUAGAAAAUAAUAGUGCCCAGCAUCAGAUCUCUGAAGAUUUUGUCAUUUUGGCCAACAGGGAGAAGAACAAAAAUGAAAACUUACCCACUGUUACAGCUUCUGGACGGGUGGUGAAAAAAAAUUUUAACCUUUUGGAUGAUGACCCAGAACAAGAGACUUUUAAAAUUGUGGACUAUGAAGAUGAGCUGGAUUUGCUUUCCGUGGUAGCUGUUACCCAAAUAGACGCUGAAGGAAAAGCUCACCUGGAUUUCCACUGUAAUGAAUAUGGAACUUUACUUAAAAGCAUUCCACUAGUGGAGUCAUGGGAUGUGACAUACAGCCAUGAAGUCUACUUUGACAGAGACUUGGUACUACACAUAGAACAGAAACCAAGCAGGGUCUUCAGCUGCUAUGUUUACCAGAUGGUAUGUGACCCUGGUGAAGAAGAAACAACAAACAGAAGUUGUGAAAAAGAGUGAGAUAAUUUUAAAUUUUGAGAUAUAACUUAUGAGAACUUUAGCCACAUAACCCCAGCAGCUAUGUUCAGUCCUCCUUUUUGUUAUCUGCAUAGCAAGUUCUCUAGUAUUUUCUAGAAAAGGUCUUGUGUUGUCUUCAGAUGACUGUGACUUCUUUUUUAAAUUCUUGCCAUACAAGGGGGUGGUAAGGAGCAUUUUAGAGCUUUUCACUGGUGGUGGCGCAAAUAUUAAGUGUUGGGGAGCACAAAAUACAAGUUAAUUUCAGUUGUUGGGAGAGGGUUAUUGAUGGAGAAGUAUUUAACAUGGUUCUUAAAGGAUGGUAUGGAAUUUUGAUAGGUAAGACUAGACAGGAGAGACAGACAGACGUAGAAGAUACAGAAAGAAAUUCUCUAACCUCUACGCCAAACUUUGCCUAAGGGUGAGAAAGGAGAUCUGUAAUGUGAAAGAAUACUUUUGAGCCAUAAAUAUAUCAUCACAUUUUAAAAAUAAUAUAUAUGUAUAUGUAUGUUUUAUAUUUAUAUAUAGCAUUAGGAAUUGGCUCUAGUUCCCAGAUUAUCUUUUAUUCCAUGAUUUUAUUUUCUUGGCUUGGUGUUCCCAUUGAUUAUUUUUCUAUCAUAGACUAAUGUAAAAGAUUCCAAGAAAAGAAAUUUUUUUCUGACGUAUAGCCUGUUCAGCUCUUAAUACAUCUAAGAAUGUUGUACUCAUCUCACCAUUCUAUUUAUUUGGUGAGUUUUCCAAUUCUGCUUAUAGGCAGUAUUUUCAUACCUAUGCAAUAAGAUAAAGGUAUCCUGGAUCCCACCAGUUCUGCUCCUUGUAGAAGAGUAGAUAAAGUCUCAAUUCCUACUAGCUUGGGGAUUGACUGAUUAGCUAGAAAAGGCUUUUGGCUCUAUCUUAGUUGUGAAAUGAGUAUUUUUUUUCUUCUUUGUUAGGACAAAUCUAAAUUUAAUCCUUGAACUCAGAUAAUCGUUCUACAGAUUGUUAAAUAAAAGCAACCUAAGGGAGAAAAUUGUUUCUUUUUGCUUCCUGUUUGAGAAAUCCAGUUGCUGCAAUCCACAUGUUCAGCACAUUUCUGAUUCAGUCUCAAAAGAAUAGUAAAAAUAGAAGGGGAGGAAACAGAGUAAAAAUCAUUGCUGAUUCAAAUUUAAGAUUAAAUUCAGGAUUUUAGCUUAGAUAAUUUACAUUAAAAUUCAGUGUUGGGGGUGGCUCAGUUAGUUAAGUGUACCAACUCUUGAUCUCAGCUCAGGUCUUGAUCUCAGGGUCAUGAAUUCAAGCCCCGCAUUGGGGUAAGAUAAAAGAAAAAAUUUAAAUCCUUCCGUUUUUCCUUCGGCUUUGGCUUCAUCCCAUGUUAAGAAUGAUGUGAAUCUUCCCUUUUCUGCCCUUGAAUUUUGCAGAUAAAUUUCAAACUUAUUAGAAUCAACAGGGCUGAAGAGAAAAUGUGUUAACCUAUUCCAGACAUCAAGAAAUUAGUAGCACAGUCCUUAAAUUUAAAAAGAAAUAAAGGGAGCAAACCUAAAACUGUCUUUUGUGCAGUAGAAAAGAAGAUUGCUGACAUUUUAGAGUAAGAGAAAAUAUUUAUAUGUGGGCUAAAGAGAAAUCUUUCUGAAUCUGAUCCAAAGUUUUGGGAAAGCAGAAGUGAUUACCUCAUGAGCAAGAUAAUAACUAUCUUCAUGUAUUAAAUUCUAUACUUUCAUAUCUACUAAUUGAAAAAUCUACUCUUGUUUUCUGUACCUUUAAUAGUACUAUUUAAUAUAAUGUUUGAAGCUUUCAGAGCCUUUUAGAGACAUGUUUGUGGUUACAGCAGUUGAAUAGGUAUGAUGUGCUGGCUAUUGCCCCAAACUCCCAACUGGACACUAACUGUAUCUAAACAGUCAUACCCAGUGAAUUUACACCUUGAAAAACAAGUUCUGGAUAAGAGGUAAUAGAUAAUAAAUACCAAAGAAAAGAAAGAAACCAGUGUUAUAUGGGUUUCAAAGAGAUGCAGUGCUAUAUAAAAGCCGAAGGCCUGCUCUUCAAGAAUGUUUCAGAAAAGGAUGUCCUAAGACUUCAAUCCUGUCUGGUUUUUUAAAGAAGGAGCUUGUUGAGUUUCCCCUUCUCCUUUAAGUCAUUAUCUUCUUUUGAUGAAAUCAUAGGAACUCAUCGGCUCAGAAAGGCAUCUGAGAACUAGCUGAGAUUCUUAGCUGCUUUUUAGGCUGGGCAGGUAUGAGUGGGUGGGUAGAAUAUUUCAAGGCUAGGUAUGAACUGACCGCUAAAAAACUCCUAAUGUUUCAUUACUGCCAAAAUCAAACCAGACCAGGAUCCACAUGCCCUAUGAACCAGGCAGGAAAUGUACCUGAGGUGAAAGUCCAUAGGGAGUUGUGGGGAGUGUAACAAGCAGAAGGGUCAUGCCCCAAGUAAGAGGACAGGCUGCUCCUACAUAGUUUUAGCCAACCGUAACAGUAUGUGGGAAUGUGGGCUACAUGAUUGUUAACAGGAUGGUUGAUAAAAAGAUGCCAAAAGGUAGAAGAUUCUAAAGAAAGUGGGAAGUGUAUGGAUAACACACACAACAGGAGACAGUACAGCAUGCUUCCCAAACAAGCUUCCCAGCUUCCCAUAGGGCUACUGCAGCUGCUCAUUCAUUGCAGGCAUGACACUGCAAUUUUCUGGGGUGGAGGAAAGUGGCAGUUAAUAUUCUCCUGGCCCCACCUUAAUCCCCAUUGUCUGCCUGACUGUUUGAGUCUUUAACUGUGUGCCCACCUUCUUAACAAGCACUAGUGAUAAGCAUAAAACAUUAUGGAUAACGUUUCUGAGUGUUUAAUGCAAAACCGAGGGAAGCAGUAUAGCUUCUUUCAACAAGUCUAAACAAUAUGCUGAUAAGUGUAUUUCUGCAUUUCACUACUUUCAAUUCUGUAUCCUCGCCGUAUCAGUGCAGCAGGGAUAUCGUUCUUUGACUUUCUAAAACAUUUCUCACAAUUUGAGGGGUUUGAAUUACCUAGUGAGGAGAAGAUGUUCUAUUUAAACAAAUUAAGGUACUCCACAUUCUUCCACCAAUUGAAUGUUUUGUUUUUUGUACGUACUUUUAAAAAAAAUGAUAACUUAAAUAUAUUGAGUGCUUUCUAUCUACCAAUCACUGUGAUACAUGUAAAAUGAAUUGGCUCACUCAACAUUCAGAAUAAUCAUAUGAAGUACAAACUACCAUUAUCCUUCCACAGUUUGUAAAUGAGGAAAGUGAGUCUUAUAGAAGUUGAUUUGCUCAAGGUCCUACAACUAGUAAGUACAGAGUUAGGAAACAUCCAGGUUUGUUUGACAUAUUCUUAUGCCGGAUUUCCUCCAGAGCUCUCAAAAACAAAUGAUGUUAUUUUAUCUCAUAUAUAGCAUACUAACAAUGAUAAUACUAGGUAUAGGAAAAUGCUUAGUAAAUGUUUUUUAAAUGAUUAGAUAUCCAAAUUUUGGACAAAGUUUGAAUGAGAUACAGUUGGCCUAUUCACAUAUAUUACCUGAUAUAAAAGAUGAUUCUGUUCAGUGGUUAAAAGUAUUUAAAAAAAAAUACAAAAUCUGGUACUCUCAUCCUAUUUGUGGAUGAUAAUAAACAUCAGUAUUAGUAAUUACUCUUUAGGUAACUUGGCUUCCUUUUUAAUAAUUUUUAUAGUUUCUUACCUUUCUUACCAUGUUUAUGUAUGUUAUCUAACUUAGAAUUUCAAUUUCAGGGAAAAUUCUGGGGCUAAUUUCUGGUCCCUGUGUUGCUAUAGAACCUACCUCUGUCUUACAGAAGGAAUAAUUUAUAACAGGCAUAGAAUAUAUAUUAGAAAAAUAAGACCAACUGAGGGCUCUUCUCCAUCAUUUUAAUAUGAAAAUUUUCAAACAUACAGCAAAGUUGAUGGAAUUUUACAGUAAAUACCCAAUUGCCAACUUCAUGGAUCCUAAAUUUUACAUCUAUAUUUUAUUACUCAUCUAUCCAUGUUACUUUUAUGAUGCAUUUCAAAGUAAAUUGCAGACAUCAGUAUACUUCCCCCAAAUACUUCAGCAUGCAUAUAAGUAAGUAGAGUUUAAUGUUUGGUUUUUAAAUUUUUUGAUGUACACUUAACAUGCAGUGAAAUGCACAAAUGUUAAAUAUAAACUUGCUGAGAUUUUGCAAAUGCAUUCAUCUCUGUAACCCAAACCCUUUUCAAAAUUUCAAACACAGUAGUCAUUCCAGAGAGUUUCCUCAUGUUCCUUCCCAGUCAAUUCCCACCCCACCUAUCACCUGUUUCGAUUAUUUUGCCUCACAGAUUAAAUUUACCCAUUCUAAAACUUGAUAUGAAUGAAUUCAUACAAAGCAUAACGCUUCCUUGGUCAGCAUGUUUUUGAGGUUAAUUCAUGUCGCAUGUACCAGUGACUCAUUCCUUUUUAUUGCUGAGUAGUCUUCUGUAUGAAUGUCAGUUUGUUUUUUCCAUUUUCCUGUUGAUGGACA